AUGGCGAAAAGAACAACAGCAGAAGCACGAAUGACAAGGGAGGAAGAUCCGGAGAUACUGGAUAUCAUCGGCACGAUUUCAAAAAUGAAAAUCGUUGACAAUGAACAAUCAAGAAACGCAGAAGACGAAACAGUGAAUAUUCGUGAAAAUGAAUAUCCGAAAACUUCUCCCAGGGAUGAAAUUUCGAACAUCAAACAGUUAAAAAGUCCCGAUGACGACGAGGAAGUCUCUGGACCUGACCAGGACCAGGAUCAGGCACACCCAGCGUACAUCCCGCGCAUAGGACAAUUUUUCAUGCACGAUACCCGUGAAACUGGUGAGAGAAUUACGCUACAUCCGUUAUCGCGUACCGAUUAUAAGUGGCGACAUGAUUUAUAUAAUGAGACUGAUCAGAUGCCAAUGUCUGAUCGAGAAUUCGCUAAAAAAUAUGGUGUGGAUCGGGAAGGAAAUCCUGUCUCUUCGCUUCUCGGUAGGAUUAUUAGCUCCAUUUCUAAAUUGCUACAAAAAUUGUUUUCGGCUUUCCGGUAUGAUACGCAUGGUACGAACCAAACCCGAAUUAGAGCGUCAACAAACGUUUGGAACGCAUCACGUCAUUUUACAAGGAGACAUCGGAUUCGUGGUCGUGGAACUGAUUAUCAAGACAAAAGGAAAGGUGUAAAAAAGCGAGGAAGCGAUGGUCGCUUACCAUUCGCCGGUAAUCCACUGAAUAAGGAACAUUCUAGUGAUUGGAAAAAUCAGAAGUUGGAUGGAGGUAAAGAAGCAGAAAGCAAGUCUGAGAUAAACAGCAGAGAUCAUAAUCAUGCGAAAAUGGAGAUACGUCUCGGUAAGCGUUACUCGACACAGCGGCCAAUGAAAUCGGCUGAAAUGUAG
Molecule: messenger RNA, 870 nt
Organism: Loa loa (African eye worm)
Lineage: Eukaryota; Metazoa; Nematoda; Chromadorea; Rhabditida; Onchocercidae
Exons: 5
Coding region: 1-870 (289 amino acids)
Biological process (GO): mRNA processing
Cellular component (GO): exon-exon junction complex
Molecular function (GO): mRNA binding
Source: RefSeq, a predicted model, not a curated record